Penicillium angulare is the source of this 462-nucleotide messenger RNA. RefSeq lists its product as uncharacterized. The coding region runs from base 1 to 462 and encodes 153 amino acids. Lineage: Eukaryota; Fungi; Ascomycota; Eurotiomycetes; Eurotiales; Aspergillaceae. The record is from RefSeq and is a predicted model, not a curated record. The transcript is spliced from 2 exons.
AUGGCACAGCUACUUCCCUUGCUUGCAGAUCCCGGUUUGCUACAACGCAACGAAUGGUGGGGAGGCUGGCAGCGUGUUCUUGAGGAGUGUCAAGGUAUUGCAUCUGUUACAGACCAAUGGGAUAGCAAUUUCUGCAUUACCGUGGACCCUGCAAUCUCUUUCACUAUCUUCAAGGCUCUGAUAUCCUUGGAUUUCUACAAAAAGACUAAUAUCAUGGUAGAGCACAAUCUCAGCUCCGACAUCAAUCAUUAUAUCACCAUAUUGCACCUUCAACUACAGCAAUUCGGGAACACUUGGACACUGCCAAGGCUGUUGAAAUUCGGGGGAUUUGCCAUGCAAUUCGUCGAGAGUAUGACUCAAAUGGAGCCUAUGGUUAAUGAAAAAUCUCUUCCGAGGAAUUGUGCUGCUAGACAUGGAUAUGCUACUCCGAAAGCCAUCUUCGGGCAUGGUUCAGAUUUCUAA